Molecule: messenger RNA, 981 nt
Organism: Gopherus flavomarginatus (Mexican gopher tortoise)
Lineage: Eukaryota; Metazoa; Chordata; Testudines; Testudinidae
Gene: RPAIN
Product: RPA interacting protein
Exons: 6
Coding region: 57-875 (272 amino acids)
Biological process (GO): protein import into nucleus
Cellular component (GO): nucleus; PML body
Source: RefSeq, a predicted model, not a curated record
ACAAGUCCCAGCCCGCACCACGCGGUUCUGUGUCUGUGCUGGGCUCUGCGGGCGGCAUGGAGGCGUUGUGGCAGGAGCGUCGCUUUCUCUACAAGGGGGCCGCAGCCCCGCCCUGGAAGGAGACCUACCGCCGGCGCUGUGUGGAGAGACUUAAAAACAGUCGUGCCAAGCUGCUGGAUAGAUACCGCCAGGCUGGGGAGAACGUGCACUGCAAUGCCAGGGCCGCUCUUCUUGUGCAGGAGGUGAUGGAGGAGGAGUGGCAGGCCUUACAGUCAGUGAAUGAGAGCCUGCCCUCCCUCAGGAGAAAGGAGGCGCUGUCACAGGUGUUGGAGGACCCUGAUGAACUAGCAGUACUGGAGGAAAUCCAACAAGAGUUGAUCUCACAAGAACAGUUGACAAUAGAAGAAUAUGAACGGAGUCUGCAGUUCGACCAAGAGUGCCUCCAUGCCAUGCUUGACAGCUUGGACGCAGGCAACAAGAUUAUCUGUCCAGUGUGUAAAAGGAAUAACCUGACUGUGAUGAGUUAUUUGGUUUUAUGCCAGUGUGGAUUACACAUCAGCACACAGGGUAUGACAGAACAGAAGCUCCGGUCACUUCUAGAAGACAGUGUAACAGAACAUGGUAAUCAGUGUCUUCACAAUCCUGAGUUCUCCAUCACUAGUGGAAUGGAGGGAGAAGCCAAUCUUCUCAUGAGCUGUCCGGUGAGUCUAAAUUGCCACGGGAGGCUCAGGGAAGCAUCCCCAUUCACGUGUGCUUCUCCAUGUAGUAGGCAAAAACAAAUCAACCUAUUCAACUUAAAAGGUUGUGCUGCUCCCCUUCAAACCCCCCCCCCCCCACUCCCCUUUUGGGAAGCUUCUGGGUUUGCAAAAACAUGACAUUUGAGGAACAUGACAGUAGGGUUUCAUUCCAUUUUCUAAUUUGGCCACUUGUCCUUUACAUGUAUGAUAUGCAGUAUGUAUUCCCAUGCAUUGUAACACACAU